GGGACGCAGUGUACAGAGAACACUGGCAUUCCCCGAAAUGCUCUCAGCCGUGUGUGACGCUGCCCGUGACGUAGAGCCCGUCCGCGUCUGUGCCGAGGCCACCGAAGAGGAACCUGCGUCUAGAGUCGCUCGCGGUGCAAAUGCGCCUUAUCAGCGGGAUGAGAGUGCGACGCACACGGCCAGCUAAGGAAGCCAUUUAUCCUCCCCUAUCGCUGCCCCGCUUCCUGGGGAUGGAGCCCAGCAGGAAACAUGGCCCCAUUUCACUUUUGCAGUGGAUACUUGUGGUUCUCCUGCCAAGGGGCACUGUCAAGUAGGUGGGUCCAAUGUUUCAGAGUGUAGAACCCCUCAUUCUAGAGGGAGCUGGUGGCCUAGAGCUCAUGGCCUCCCUUUGGGAGACCUUGUUUGCCACGCUUUAACCAUUCACGCUGAAAUUUUCCAUGCCUGGGAUCUGCCUCCGGCUGAAUCUUUUGGGAAAGUUUCAGCUAAAACGAUUCUGUUAGAUGAGAGGAAAAUAUGUCGUUUUGCCCAUGUUAAGAAAACACUUGCAAGUGUUUGGGUGGGAAACUCUCGCACCCCCCAGCUUUGGAGUAGGGCUUUGAGAUUUGGCAAAAGGGUUGCCCUGGUGGGAGUGAUUUGCCUUUUGCCGACCCUGUAAAAACCAACCCAAAUUCGGCCACGUUAUAAGCCGCUGAAAAAAUCUGAGUUUGCAAAAGAGAUUUGUUCUAGUUUGGCAGCUAAAUUCCCCAAAGGUUUCAUCUGCACUGAGCAUGCUCCAACCCUCGCAGUGCCCAGGCUGCAGCCAGACCCCAUCCACAGAGGGCAAAUGAGCGUGUCCCACCCUCAGCUGGCCUUUCCCUGCAAUUGUUGCUCUGGACAUCAGCAGCCUGAGACUCUCCUGUGCUCUCGGUGCGCCGCCUGCUGGGGCCCAGGCAGCAGGGGAACUGGCGAGGAAACUGGACAGACGCAGAGGAGAGAGGAUUGGGGGUGCCUGGAGUCUGGCUGCAGAAGGGGGCAGAGAACUUGUUAGAGUGGGGGUGGGCAAGGAGCUGGGGGACAGAGAUCGGCUGUGUGUGGGGGGAUCUAGGUAAACAGUGGCAGAGACAGGCUGCAGCAGGUAUAUGCUGGGUGGACUGUUAAAGAAGGGGUUGUAACCACUAGAUCACACUCCCCUCCGCAAUCUGGAAUCGAUCCCAGAAGUCUUCCGUCUCACCAUUCCUCUGCUGUCGGCAAGCAGCUGUGACGGCCGCAGUGCAUCCGCACAAGUGGACCAAAGGAAGGUUGCGGGGCUUGACUUUGCAACUGUAAUGUCCUUUUACCAUUGUUUUCCGGCUGUAAUAGUCACAUUUGUUCCACUGUCGUCUCAGUUCAUUGGAAAGCAUUGGAGUUGGCCUCAGCCUUUCCCUGCCACAUUCCCGCACCUGCAGUUGCAGCUGCUCCCUGAGAAGCCGAAAGUGAAACGGCACGGGGCUAGCAGGGGGACAUUGCCUGGCCCAAGCUGAUGCGGUUGCGAGUGGGAGGGAAAUGAGCUGCUUACCUGGGACGGUUACUCUCCAGGAGUUAGCAGUUCAGGGAAGGGCUUCUGUUUGGAAACCCGCUGACGUUCAGCCUGGCACGGCCUUCCAAAGCCCCUUAGCUAGUAACAGCCAUAUGGCCCAGUGGGUAGGGCCCUGAGCUAGGAGACCCGGGUUCUGGUCCUGCCAUGGACAUGCUGAAGGGGCUUGGGCGAGUCACCUCUCCUCUCUGUUCUGCUUCCAACCCUUUGUCUGUUUGGACUGUGAGCUAAUCAGGGCAGGGACUGUCUCAGUGUGUUUGUACAGCACCAAGCACAGCAAGGCCUGAUUUGGUAGAGGGCUGUCGGUGCCACUCUGGUGUUAUGAACUGGUCUAGUCACCCCCACAAAGGGGCUUUCUGUCUGAAGAUGCCCUAGCCACCUGUGGGGCAACACACACGUUAAUCCAUCCCAGCAGCCUUCCGGCUCCCUUACUGGGGCCAGAGGGCAUCUCUGGGAAGAUUCCCUAACCUUAAAACUGUUUCCCUCUUGCUCCGUUUCUCCUUCUCACAUUUCUGCCACCCCUUUGCCUGGCAGAUCCCCUCAUCCCUCCCCAGACCCGAGCUGCUUUGGAAAGAAACAGCUCUUUUUUUAAAAAAAGCACCCACCGUACCCAAUUCUCCCUGCCUGGCACCGUGGGUCAUUUACACCUGUGCAGGUGGGUGUAUCAGACGCCCCCUGCUGGCAAGCGGAGAAUUCGUGCACAGCGGUGAAUGGCGACGCGGGGGCCCACAGAGGGGCAGUCAGGCCCAGCCCCUCCUUUGCCCCGCUCUUGGCUAGACAGGGAUCAAAGCUGUGUCGACAAGACAGUGUGGGCUUUAACGUGAGCUAGGCUGGCGGAGUGAAAGUUUAGGCCUGAGCUGGAAUGUGAGCAGUUUCACACGUGUUAAAGGACGAGUGCAUGGGCUGCCUUAGACUUUUCUCACACGUUCGACCGUGCUCCAGUGCAGGGUAGGAGAGGAGGGGGAUGUCCCACUCCCAGUGGGGCAGGGAGCUAGGCAGGUGCCCAGCACUGAGCCAGGGGUGACUGGCUCGGUUUUGGAGCUCAGCUCGUUUUGACUUAAAGCGCUAGCCUCAGGGCGGACAAGUAAAUCACUGUCCUGCCUGGCAGGUAGUGGGUGGGGUGCGUGACUACCCAGAAGGAGAAGGCAGGAGAAACAGCUGGAGAAGCACGUGUGGCCCAGCAUGAGUCUCCAUCAAUGCGGCGCCCACAGGCUGCAGGGAGGGGCGGGUGAGCCACGCCUGGCUGCGCACCAACUAAAUAACCGCAGGUGCUGAAACCAGGAGAGGGCAACUCAGACAGGGCCAGCAUGUAGCCAGGUAAAAGCCCCAGGGGCCUAGAGACGGGACAAUAGGCCUGUGCUAACCCUGGAGAACGGCCCAAGAACUGACCUGUGGGUGUGAGAUGGGGGCACAGCUCUCCCUGGGCGGGGUGUGGGGAGGCAAGCUAGGGGAGAUUCUUGGGCUUUUCCCCAUGGAGCGGGCGCACAGGUCUCCUGGCUGGGCUCUGCCCUCGGGGAAGUCUGGCCCAUGCUGUCUUUCCCUUUGGUUGCCCUCAGGGCUGCUGCUCCUCACAGCAUUCCUCCUCCACAUCAAGCUGUCCAGGACGAGCCCGGCCCGGCUGGUCUGCGACAACCGGCUGAUCCAGAAGUACAUCAGCGAAGCCAAGGACAUGGAGAAGAGAGUGAGCCAGUGCCAGGAGCUCCCCUCACUCUCCCAGCCCCUUCCUCUGCCCAUGGUGGACUUCAGCCUCCGGGAAUGGAAAACAAAGACAAAUGAGACAAAAAGGCAGGAAAUCCUCGGUGACCUGGCGCUGCUGGUGGACGCGGUGACCGCUGUGCAGGGCCAUGUGAGGCAGGAGUGUGCGGCUGCCCUCCUGGGGCAGCUCUACAAGAAAGCCAACUCCUUCCUCCUGCUCCUGCAGACCUUCAGCUGGCAGGUCAGUGCCUGGCAGCCGGACCGCGCCUCCCGGACAACCCUGCAGAGCCACCCCAGCGUAAUCUUCCUGGUCUACCGGCAGCUUGUGCAAGGCAAGCUGCGCUUCCUGUUCCAUGACCUGGCAAAGGAUUUCUGCCGGGAAGGAAGCCAAAGGGUGCCAGAGCCCCCAAGUACCCCAUGUCCCCAGCUGCCUCAAGGGGACAGUGAAAGCCCUGCCUCAUGAUGGAGGCACCCACGAGACCACAGGUGGAGACAAGUUGGGAAGGAAGCAGAUCCUGCCCCCUCCCACUCUCUAGCGAUUGGGGGAAGAGCAGGGCAGAGAGGACCCUGCUGGAGCAGAGGAGGUCACACCCAAGGACAAGAAAGGGGGCUUCUUCAGUCCUAGAGAGGCCCCCCAUUUCUGCAUUGGUUAAUAUCGACUCACAGCGAAGACUUGAGAGCUGAGCAAAAAGGGGCCUGGCCCCCAUGAGACUGGUUGGGGCCAGAGGAUGCGGUGUCAGCUCUGCACAUCCCAGGAAAGGGAGAGGACGCUGCCCUCCAGGGAGGAGCUCCUGUGGGCGCACAGUGAGGCAGGACUCAUUGGCAUGGGGCCUCUGAAUCCAACCAACACACGUGCAACACGUGCGGACUCGUCCCCGCCCCAGGGCACGUGUGAGAGAACUCACUCCCCAUCCACCAGCCCUGUCUCCAGCCGACCACUGCGUAAUCCAGCCCAGCACCGCGGGGUGGGGGACUCGCUGUGCCAGGGGAUCAGCCGGCAGAACGCAGCUGUGGGCUAAGGCACUUGCGGGUGCACGACCCUGCAGCCCCAAGGCUCGUGCCCCCAGCUCUCCAUGUGUCACCGCAGCCCAGCCUCCCCGCAGGGAGGAUGUUGCUGUACUUGCUGCUUAUCACGACGGUGGAAGCGGAAAGGAGACGGAUUCGGGCUGCUCGCUAGAGUUAAGGAUCAGGAAGGGGGCGGGUGUCUUUUACUGGGAAAACGUCUUACGAUUAAAGAGCUUAUUUUUCUAAAGAGCCCUGUGAUCUCGCUUAGCGGGGGAGCAAAGCUCACCGGCAACUGUGGGAUCCGGGGCUAGCGCUGGGACCCGGGCCUGCUCGCUGGGGGCCCAUGCACAGGGGGGCGCCAGCCUUUUUACUGGGGGGCCAGACU
Chelonia mydas (Green sea turtle) is the source of this 4637-nucleotide messenger RNA. It is a transcript of the gene THPO, whose product is annotated as thrombopoietin. Lineage: Eukaryota; Metazoa; Chordata; Testudines; Cheloniidae. Gene Ontology annotation, biological process: cell population proliferation; positive regulation of ERK1 and ERK2 cascade; thrombopoietin-mediated signaling pathway. The record is from RefSeq and is a predicted model, not a curated record. Gene Ontology annotation, cellular component: extracellular region. The transcript is spliced from 4 exons. The coding region runs from base 2955 to 3710 and encodes 251 amino acids. Gene Ontology annotation, molecular function: hormone activity; cytokine activity.